UCACCCACGGCGGCCGCGGGAGCGGCGGCCGUCGCCUUCGACUUCGCGGCCGUGCCGCCGCCAUCCGCGGGGCCUGGGGGAGGCGGUUGGACCAAGCAGGUCACCUGCAGAUACUUCAUGCAUGGAGUCUGCAAGGAAGGAGACAACUGCCGCUACUCCCACGACCUCUCCACCAGUCAGUCUGCCAUGGUGUGCAGGUAUUACCAGCGAGGCUGCUGUGCUUAUGGAGAUCAUUGCAGAUAUGAACAUACCAAGCCACUAAUACAGGAAGAAGUGACUGAUGUUAACCCAGAGGCAGAAAUCUAUCCAUCAGUGUCCUCAGAGUUUGCGUCGCUCCCUGAAACAGUUGAAGAAUUUAUUACUGAGAUAGAAGAUGAAAGCACAGAUCUGGCAGCAGCAGGAGUAGGGGCUGAAGACUGGGUGAAUGCAGUGGAGUUUGUCCCUGGGCAGCCAUACUGUGGACGUGGCCCCCUUCAGAUCCUGGAAGGCUGCAGUAAGGUCACCCCGGAGCCUUCUCUUCUCCAGGCCGAGCAACCCCAACUCUCUGACCCUUUCCUCAUAGGGCAGAUGUUCCAUCCCUCUAACCAUCUUCAUAGCCCUCAACUAGCUGCUCCUUUCUGUGCUGAAGCACCCUUGCAGGAAAUGGUGAUUGAAGAAGAAUACGAGAAGCAGCAGGCAGAUGUGGAGAUGAAGAAGGAGCUGUGUCCCUACGCUGCAUUAGGAGAAUGUCGUUAUGGAGAGAACUGCGUGUACAUCCAUGGGGACGUGUGUGAUAUGUGUGGCCUGCAGGUCUUGCAUCCCAUUGAUGCUGCACAGAGAUCUCAGCACAUAAAGUCUUGCAUUGAAGCUCACGAGAAGGACAUGGAGCUUUCCUUUGCCGUCCAGCGCAGUAAAGACAUGGUGUGCGGGAUCUGCAUGGAGGUGGUGUAUGAGAAAGCCAAUCCUAGCGAGCGCCGCUUUGGGAUCCUCUCCAACUGCAGCCACACCUACUGUCUCAAGUGCAUCCGCAAGUGGAGGAGUGCUAAGCAGUUUGAGAGCAAGAUUAUAAAGUCCUGCCCAGAAUGCCGGAUCACGUCCAACUUUGUCAUUCCAAGUGAGUACUGGGUGGAGGAGAAGGAAGAGAAGCAGAAACUCAUUCAGAAAUACAAGGAGGCAAUGAGCAACAAGCCAUGCAGGUAUUUUGAUGAAGGCCGUGGGAGCUGUCCAUUUGGAGGGAACUGUUUUUACAAGCAUGAAUAUCCCGAUGGCCGCCAAGAGGAGCCGCAAAGACCCAAAGUAGGAACCUCAAGUAGAUACCGGGCGCAGCGGAGGAAUCGGUUCUGGGAGUUCAUCGAGGAGCGAGAGAACGGUGACCCCUUUGAAACCGACGAGGAUGAGGUGGUGACCUUUGAGCUCGGUGAGAUGUUGCUGAUGCUGUUGGCAGCCGGAGGGGAUGAUGAGCUAACGGAUUCCGAGGAUGAGUGGGACUUAUUUCAUGAUGAGCUGGAAGAUUAUUAUGAUUUGGAUCUAUAGCACCUGUCAGUGGAGUGUGGACUGUUGUCUUGGCUUCAGGCAGUAGCUAUUACCUGUGGUGUUGUGGCAGUGCCUGUGUUUCUCUUAGGCAGGCCGAUCAAUUCCAGGUGCUGUUGUAAUAACUUUUACCCAGGGUCUGUCUCUUCCCUUCCCCUCCUUUCCCACCCCAGGAGUGUUGUUUUUCCUCUGUUUCAACAAAUAACAAUAAAUAAAUCUUUAAAAUGUUA
Messenger RNA from Melospiza melodia melodia, 1739 nucleotides. RefSeq names its product makorin ring finger protein 1 (gene MKRN1). Gene Ontology annotation, molecular function: ubiquitin protein ligase activity; metal ion binding. NCBI's taxonomy places the organism in Eukaryota, Metazoa, Chordata, Aves, Passeriformes, Passerellidae. The record is from RefSeq and is a predicted model, not a curated record. Gene Ontology annotation, biological process: protein polyubiquitination. The coding region runs from base 118 to 1512 and encodes 464 amino acids. The transcript is spliced from 9 exons.